Molecule: messenger RNA, 1076 nt
Organism: Dendroctonus ponderosae (mountain pine beetle)
Lineage: Eukaryota; Metazoa; Arthropoda; Insecta; Coleoptera; Curculionidae
Exons: 3
Coding region: 149-1033 (294 amino acids)
Source: RefSeq, a predicted model, not a curated record
AACCCAAAACUUACGAAAACAAAUAUGUUCUGGAAUCCAAGAAACAGCAAGUUCUUUGAUGAAAUGUUCAUUGGUAACUGGCAAUCAAUUUCAAGAAGUAAAUAGCUGAUGUUCUGUGCCAUUCACCUUACUUGUUCACCAUGUAAAUAUGAACUGCAUCAGUUUUCAAUCCCGUCUAUUUGCGCCUAAACCAGGUCAGAUAAGAUGCUGCAGACAAUCUCGAUCUAAUUAUUUAUUUUGUUAUAUUUCCCCAGAUUUUUAUGCUCCACUAAAUUCCUAUCAAGAAAACUGGCUUUUAAUUUUUUGCACUUCGCUCCGUAUAAGUAGUGGUUUAGAAGUGCACCUAAUACAUUUUAGUCGGUGUCACUGCUGGAACAUGAAGUUCUUCGUGUUGACCAGUGUUAUUUUAUUAAUUGCAACAUUGGCUACGGCUGAAGGGUCGAAUGGAAUUACGAUUUUGUCGAAAAUUUUGCGCCAGUACAUCAAUUCGCUGCCUGAGGAUGUGAGACUUGGUGAUGGUGUGCACAUUAUUAGUACGAGAAGUGAGAAUGAUGCAAGGGCUUUCGGGGAUGAUGCCACUCUGAUUGGAGCAGUUGAAAACUACCUAGACAGCCAUGAAGUGAGAAUUCGCCUACCAGAGCUGAUGCCUGGCGAAGGGUUUGGAAGGGCCUUCAAGACUGCAAUGGAUGAGGUGGAGAGCAAGGAGAACGAGAACGAAGGACGUGGUAAAGGAGGCGGCGGCGGAGGCGGUGGAGGCGGAGGAGUAAUGCUUAUGGGUUUGAUGAUGGGGAAACUGAUGGCCGCUCUCGGUAUCGGUGGGGUGGGAUUAUUGGCCAUGAAAGCUCUUAUGGUGUCAGCCCUGGCCCUUAUGCUCUCACUCAUCAUCGGGCUGAAGAAGCUGGUUCAUCAUGAUGAUGAUGACGGCGGUGGUCACCAUGUAAUUCACGCUGGUCACGGUCACGAAUACCAUCGAAAGAAGAGGGAAGCCAUCGAAAUGGCUUAUCAAGGAUGGGAGCAGUACAAAUCGCUUUAGUUUAGCGAUGUCUUUGUAAUUUAUUAAAUUAUUUAUUUAUUUA